Molecule: messenger RNA, 3160 nt
Organism: Eubalaena glacialis (North Atlantic right whale)
Lineage: Eukaryota; Metazoa; Chordata; Mammalia; Artiodactyla; Balaenidae
Gene: ZDHHC2
Product: zinc finger DHHC-type palmitoyltransferase 2
Exons: 13
Coding region: 65-1165 (366 amino acids)
Biological process (GO): protein targeting to membrane; peptidyl-L-cysteine S-palmitoylation
Cellular component (GO): Golgi apparatus; endoplasmic reticulum
Molecular function (GO): protein-cysteine S-palmitoyltransferase activity
Source: RefSeq, a predicted model, not a curated record
CCAGGCCCGCGGGCGGCGGCGGCGGCGGCGGCGGCGGAGCUGGGCAGGUGGAUGCGGCUGGAAGAUGGCGCCCUCGGGCCCGGGCAGCGUCAGGCGGCGGUGCCGGCGGGUGCUGUACUGGAUCCCCGUGGUGUUCAUCAGCCUCCUGCUCUGCUGGUCCUACUACGCCUACGCCAUCCAGCUGUGCAUAGUGUCCAUGGAAAAUAUUGGAGAACAAGUUGUGUGCCUGAUUGCUUAUCAUCUACUUUUUGCAAUGUUUGUCUGGUCGUAUUGGAAAACUAUCUUUACAUUACCAAUGAAUCCUUCAAAAGAAUUCCAUCUCUCUUAUGCAGAAAAAGAAUUGCUAGAGAGAGAGCCAAGAGGAGAAGCCCAUCAGGAAGUUCUUAGGCGAGCAGCCAGAGACCUUCCCAUCUACACCAGGACCAUGUCUGGAGCAAUCCGCUAUUGUGACAGAUGCCAACUUAUAAAACCAGAUCGCUGCCAUCACUGUUCCGUCUGUGAUAAAUGUAUUUUGAAGAUGGAUCAUCAUUGCCCAUGGGUGAACAAUUGUGUUGGAUUUUCAAAUUAUAAAUUUUUCCUCCUUUUCUUGGCUUAUUCUCUGCUGUACUGCCUUUUUAUUGCUGCUACAGAUUUACAGUAUUUUAUCAAAUUUUGGACCAAUGGCCUACCUGAUACUCAAGCCAAGUUCCAUAUUAUGUUUUUAUUCUUUGCUGCAGCUAUGUUUUCUGUCAGCUUGUCUUCUCUGUUUGGCUAUCAUUGUUGGCUAGUCAGCAAAAAUAAAUCUACAUUAGAGGCAUUUAGAAGUCCAAUAUUUCGACAUGGAACAGAUAAGAAUGGAUUCAGCUUGGGUUUCAGUAAAAAUAUGCGACAGGUUUUUGGUGAUGAGAAGAGGUACUGGUUGCUACCCAUUUUUUCAAGUCUAGGUGAUGGCUGCUCCUUUCCAACUUGCCUUGUUAACCAGGACCCUGAACAGCCCUCUACUCCUGCAGGAUUGAAUUCAUCAUCUAAAAAUCCUGAAAACCAUCAAUUUCCUGCAAAGCCAUUGAGAGAGUCCCAGAGCCACCUUCUUACUGAUUCUCAAUCUUGGACAGAGAACAGCACAAACCUAGGAAAAGGUAAAGCUGGUAUGAGCAAUCCUGCACUGACCAUGGAGAAUGAGAAUUAACUCUUCUAACAAAAUUUACUCAUACUUUACGGAAGUAAUCAGUGCUGUCGAUGGAUGGAAGAGGCUUCCCGCAGGAAGGCACCACUAGCCAGCUGUUCCCAUCCCCUGUGGCUGGAUAUGCAGAAUGUGAAUUGACCAUUUCUCUCCGAGCUGUUGCUUAAAACAUAAUACAUUUUUACUCCAGUAUAUAGAUUGUUUCAACUAACACAAAUUCCUCUUAAACAUUAAAAGUAGUUAUGGUUUAUGAAUCAAGGACAAAAAUACCUUCUAUCAUAAAAACUUGGAAUAAAUUCAUGGGCCAGUUUUCACCCAGAUAUUUGGGGAGCACAACUUACCACAUAAAAAACCCACUGAUCCUCUGAUUUUCUGAUUCAGAAAAUUGAGACUAUUAAGAUAUUGAGAUUUAAAAGAUUUCACGUAACAUUAUAAUGAUAAGCUUUAUUCGUAAAACCUGUUACCUAUGAGAAGGUGGAGGUAGCAGACGAGACUUGUUUACUCCCUCCGAUGUGAUUCUAGCCUUAGACUGCGUGAACUGUAAAAACCAUGAAUUCAUUACAAAUUUCAAGUGGCCUGCAGUUGAAGAUGACCAUCCAUUUUUUUUUGCCAGACUUUAAUUCUAGCCUUUGUUCCCUGCUGGAAAAGAAGUAUGAUCAUUGAAGCUUGAGCUCAACUGGCUGGAAAAUAUUUGUCAGAAUUAAUACAUUUCUAUUACAUUAGAAAUAUAUUUUUCGUCUCUUUUACUUAUCUGAAAAUGGGGGAAGUCUAUAAUAACAAUUAUGAAGAUUGGUUUAUGAUAUUCUUUUGCUGGUUUAGCUUUUAAAAGUCUCUUUUUAGGUUAUUUCUCCUAUUGAACAUAGCAAACAUAUUGAAUUUUUGUUAAGAAUUCCUGAUGGGCCAAUGGAUUAAUCCUUCAUUGACAUCUAUAUUAUUUCUUUUUCCUCUCAUCAGAAGUAUGACAGUUAAACUACAUAGGUCCUCAAAUACCUAUUAAGAUUAAAUUAUGCAAAUCAUCAAACAAAAGUCAUAUCCUUUUGGAAAUUUAGUCCAACAUGAACUGAAUGGUGUGCUGUUUGGAAACUGAGUUUAAGAUAAACUACAGUGGUGUGUUUGUUGAUGCCAAAAUGUUCGGCUUCAGUAAAUAUACUGAGAAGCUCUUGUGCCUUCUAUGCACUAUUAAAAAGUCUUACUCUUUUUUAAUUUGAUGGAGUGCAAGUUUUGUAAAUGUUAGCAAUUAGAAUACGCUGUAUACAUUUUUUUGGUACUGAUUUUGAGAAUUUAAAGCAGACUACCCUUUAAGACUACACAGCUAAGGAACUGGUAUUUAAACAAAGAGAAAAUGGUAUUAGAGUUUUCAAAAUCUGAAUUAGAGAAAUUCAGCACAAAGUAGACUAGAAUUCCAGAGGAUAAUGGAGUAACAGAUCCUUGCAGUUACUCAUCCUUGCUAAAAAUGUGAAGUUUUAUAUUAAAUGACUUUAUGAAAGAACCAGUGUCAGCCCAGUCCAUUUUAUAAAUCAUUUGAGUGCAAUUCUUUGAGCAACAGGAUGGUGGUCUUUUUCAGAUUUUUUUUAAAGCUAAAGAUUUUGAUCUGACAAUCUACUUCAAGAAAACUCAGAAGAUAUGAUACAUUCUUACUUUUAUCUUAAAGCAUUGUUAGGUCAUCAUUUUCAUUACCUGAAGUGCCAGGUUGGAACCUAUAGCUACUGUUAGAAGUCUUAAGGGCAGGAGCAUCACAUAAUGUAUUAAGAAUUAUGUGCAGCCAGAUGUUUUUCAAAGCACAGUACUAGAGCUGUUUUCACAGACAGGAUUCUGUUGGGUGUCCCCUCCUGUCAAACUAGAAAUUAGGGGAAAAAGAGGGAUUUUUAUUCUUUACCUUGCUAGAGUACUGUUAAUUUCCCCCCCUCCCUUUAGCUCUUUCAUGUAAUUAUUCAAAUACAUAAGUCAAUACACAUUAGAAUCAGAUGAAAACAUUUUUUAAAAUAAAGUUUUUUUCAUUAA